AGAAAUGCUGAUCGAGGUGGACGGCUGCUGCAUUCGUUGGGGAGAAACAAAAAAAAUAGUUCCCCAGUUGAUAACAGAGAAUAAUAGGAAGAGAGGAGGGAAGCGCUACUCGGGACUCGGGAGGGGGCGACCUGAGAAUCUAAUCUCACUACAACGAUGUGGAGAAGGGUUUCUUCUCACUUGCAGGCUCUGGUUUCAUGGAGAUCCGCUGUGAAACUUGAUCGAUCCGUCAUCAGCGGAGAGAAGAUUUUAAGAAACCGAGCACUCACUUCGUUGUCCUCGUCAUCGGCACCGUAUCCGUUCCAGAGAACUGCACCUUUGUUUUCUCACCAGGCCACUUCCGAUGCCGAUACUAUUCUGUCCAAAGGGAAGAAGAGGGUGGAAGAUGUUAUUCCCAUAGCCACCGGACAUGAGCGGGAAGAGCUGGAGGCAGAGCUUGAGGGAAGGAAUCUUCUUGAAAUGGAUUAUCCUGUUGGUCCUUUUGGUACCAAGGAAGCACCAGCUGUUAUUAAAUCUGUUUAUGACAAAAGAAUAGUUGGAUGCCCUGGUGGUGAAGGAGAGGAUGAGCAUGAUGUUGUUUGGUUUUGGCUGGAGAAAGGCAAGCCACAUGAGUGUCCAGUGUGUUCUCAAUAUUUUGUGUUGGAAGUGGUUGGUCCUGGAGGACCACCUGAUGGCCAUGGUGAUGAUGACCAUCAUUAAUGCAGCUUGCAACUCUCCUGUUGGAAUAAAUAUUGUAGUUCCAAACAACUUGCAUUUGUUUUUGAUGGAUAUUCAGUUCUUGUGACCCAUAUUGACAAUCUUUGGGUCUUUGAUUUUGUUUGUGGGCCUGGUUAUCCAUUGGACCAUUGAAUUCUUUUACCCUUUGUCUAUGCAUCAUCAAAUAAUUGAUGGCUGCAUUUUGAUUUUUAAGAUCAUCUUUUCAGCACAUCAAGGGAAUUGCUAAACCUUUUACCUAUUAUUUUUUCAUGA
This is a messenger RNA of Nelumbo nucifera (sacred lotus), 969 nucleotides long. Its product is annotated as cytochrome c oxidase subunit 5b-2, mitochondrial-like. Gene Ontology annotation, cellular component: mitochondrial envelope; respiratory chain complex IV. Lineage: Eukaryota; Viridiplantae; Streptophyta; Magnoliopsida; Proteales; Nelumbonaceae. The record is from RefSeq and is a predicted model, not a curated record. Gene Ontology annotation, biological process: mitochondrial electron transport, cytochrome c to oxygen.